GGUGACGGCGCGCGGCGUGAGGGCGGUCGGAGGUGAGGAGGCGCGAUGGUGCCGCCCGGUGUUCACAGAAUCCCGGAAGUUGUAUUCACAACACAAUUACAAAGCAAACUGAGUUUUGAUGGCGUUGUCUUAGUAACCGACUCUGUUGAAAAGCUGCCUAGAGAUUUGGAAAGUUUGAAAGCUCCUCUCAGUCAGUAUAAAUCUAUUGAUUUAGCGGCGGAAAAGGAAGUGGUCUUGAUCCAUGCUGCUGUUUUUCCAGGAGCCAGACUGAUCUUUGCUCCAACGGGCCCUUUGAACAGAGACUACGAUGAUGUGCGGAGAUACGGUGAUGCAGCUGUCAGUGGCAUCAAACGUGCUCUGAAGGCCGGUAUGGUGAAGCCCCUUCUGGUCUGUUGUCCUGAUCCAGCUUUUAAGGAAGCUGCUUUGGUAACCUUGCUUGGAGCUCUACAUGCAACGUAUACGCCUUUGGAGGUUCGUGAGGCAUUCCCAGAGAAGUCCACUAAAGUAGACCAACUGGGAGUAUGGGCAUCAUCCGAGGCAGAAGGAAAGAAGUUGGUACAGCUGGCAAUGGCAUUGGAGAGUGGCAGGGCUGUUUGCCGAGAUAUUGGUGGAUCUGAUCCAGAGCGAAUGGCACCUCCAAAGGUGGCCGACUAUGUGCAAAGUGUUUUUGCGAAUUCAGUUGUCUCUGUUUCAGUGACGAGUGACCUAAAGAUUCUGGAGCAGGAAUACCCAUGCUUGGCAGCAGUCAAUCGCUGUGCUAAAGAUGUGGAACGUCACCAGGCCCGAGUCAUUGAACUGCAGUACACUGGCGAGGGCGAUAUUAACAAAACACUGUUCCUUGUUGGCAAGGGGAUAACGUACGACACCGGUGGUGCGGACAUUAAAACCGGGGGUAGCAUGGCGGGAAUGCACAGAGAUAAGUGUGGAGCUGCGGCAGUUGCAGGAUUCUUCCAGGUGCUUUCCAUGCUGAAACCGAAAGGAAUCAAGGUGGUUGGUGUGAUGACUAUGGUCAGGAACAGUGUUGGCUCAGAUUGCUACGUGGCAGAUGAGCUGAUUACCAGUCGUGCUAACAGGAGAAUCCGGAUUGGAAACACUGAUGCUGAGGGAAGAAUGGUAAUGGCUGACUUGUUGUGCCAUAUGAAGGAAAAGGCCAUCAAAGAGAAUUCUGCCGAACUGUUCACGAUUGCCACGCUGACUGGCCACGCUGUCCGAACCGUUGGUUCCAACUACUCGAUUGUUAUGGGGAAUGGUCCUGCCCACCAGGCCAAGCUUACACAAGAACUUCAAGCAGCUGGCGAUAAAAUGGGUGAUUUUAUUGAAAUCUCUACCAUUCGACGUGAGGAUUACGAGUUGCACAAAGGGAAGUCUGAGUAUGAAGAUAUCCUGCAGGCCAACAACCAGCCAUCCAUUUCUGUAUCACGAGGCCAUCAAUCAGCCUCUGCAUUCCUCAUCAUGGCUUCAGGCCUGGACAAGCACGGAAUUGAUUCAGAGAAACCUUUGCCUUUCUGCCAUAUUGACAUAGCGGGUUCAGCUGGCCCAUUCCCUGGGGUACCCAGCGGAGUCCCCGUCAUCGCUAUGGCAGCAAAAUACAUCUUAAACCGUAUUUGAGAAGUGCAGAAGAGUGUAAAAUCUCAAGUCCUGUAUGCAGACCUAAUCCCACAGACCUAAUUGAACCCGGCAGUACUGAUGAGAAUUUGCAGGCCAGUCAACAUCAGAUGUAGACUAGGGACAUGGUGACAUCGCAGUUGAUCGUCUGUCUUCAAUUCGUUUGGAGGCAAAGAUUAGAAUUAGUGUGGAGUCAGUGUCAGUGCAGCUCUCCCAGAAACAGGUAGGCUCACAAAUCUCGUCCGAACAUUCUCAGGUAGGCUGAGCAGUGCAAUACACUCUCUUAUUGAUCCUAGAUUCUUAGACCAAUGAUAUAUUUGCACUCGUCAACAAAAACAAACACAAACUCAUUAGUAUAACAGCAAACAGCUGAGUUGAAUAGAAUUUAGGCAAACGGCUCAAUAAAAAAAAUACAUG
Molecule: messenger RNA, 2022 nt
Organism: Callorhinchus milii (elephant shark)
Lineage: Eukaryota; Metazoa; Chordata; Chondrichthyes; Chimaeriformes; Callorhinchidae
Product: putative aminopeptidase W07G4.4
Biological process (GO): proteolysis
Cellular component (GO): cytoplasm
Molecular function (GO): metalloaminopeptidase activity; manganese ion binding
Source: RefSeq, marked predicted